AUAAAAAACAAGAACUUCAACAAUUAAUUGAUGAUGGUAUCAUUGAAUUUAAUUAUGAUAUUGAUUGUAAUAGUUUCACUAAAGAUGUAAAUGAACAUGAAAAUGUAAUUAAUAGUUGGUUAUCUUCUUAUGGUGGAAUUACUGAUAUGGGUUCAUGUAAAUUUAAAGUAGUUCUUUUAUGUUUUGAUAAACCAAAUAAGGAUAAUGAAAGAUCUUAUAGUAAAUUAAUCGCAAUACUUUAUCUUAAAUCAAAUGAUGCUGAAGCAAAGAAAAAAAUUAUGGCUAAUACUGAAGAAUUAGCUGUAUUAAUUCUUGUUCGGGUAAUGAUACAUAUACUAUUGAAUAAUUUUUAUUUUUUUUCAAUGUAA
Scutellospora calospora is the source of this 368-nucleotide messenger RNA. Lineage: Eukaryota; Fungi; Glomeromycota; Glomeromycetes; Diversisporales; Gigasporaceae. The record is from the annotation of a GenBank genome assembly.